This is a messenger RNA of Marmota monax (woodchuck), 8685 nucleotides long. It is a transcript of the gene Rgs22, whose product is annotated as regulator of G protein signaling 22. The transcript is spliced from 28 exons. The record is from RefSeq and is a predicted model, not a curated record. Bases 86 to 3868 code for a protein of 1260 amino acids. Lineage: Eukaryota; Metazoa; Chordata; Mammalia; Rodentia; Sciuridae. Gene Ontology annotation, biological process: regulation of signal transduction. Gene Ontology annotation, molecular function: G-protein alpha-subunit binding.
ACGCGCGCAGCCCGGCGUCGCUCUCCAGCAGACGGCUCUGGCGGGAGCCGGCACCUUGCAGCGGGCCCCGGGCGCGGGCGGCGGCAUGCCGAAGAAGCGGCUCACCGCGGAGCCACCAGAUAUUACAGAAGAAGAAUUUGAAGAUUUUUUGGCAACAGAUGGCUUCCUUGUGGACUACUUUAAUGAAUUCCUAAGCCUGCCAACAUUUUCAGAGGCAAUAAGAUUUAAUGUGGAUUUUGGAGUUUUUGAAGUGAUUAACGAUGCUCCACAACUUCUGGAAAAGCAACUGAAAAAAAUUCUACAAAGUCAGCAACCUCGAAAUCCCAUCUAUGAUGUAGUAAGGAAAGGAAAGAAUGAUGUUAAACCCAUUCACAUGAGUGUCCCCAGUGAAGAUGAGACUAUUAAUGUCAACUACAAUAUUAUGUGUCUCAAUCGUGAACAAGGUAUUAAGUGGAUCAAAAAACAAAGACUUCCAGCAUUUCUAGAAAGUGAUUGCUACUUUGAAUACAGGUUAGCCAAAUUAGUCUCACAAGUAAGAUGGAGCCAGUCAGGUAUGACUUUCACACUUGGUGCAGAUACUUCUCCUUGGAUCAUGAGAAAACUGCCUACUCCACAGCCUCCUCAUGAUGAAGAAGACAAUCUCCUGGUUCUGAAAAAGUUCUACAUUUCUCUUGGCGAGGCUUCCUUCACUCAAACAAAAGAUUGGUUUACACUAGCAAAACAAAGUCAGGAAACUGUAUGUACCUUUUCAUUACCCUGUUGUAUAACCCACAGCACAAUUGAAUCUCCAGCGAUUUCACCCAUUACUGAGAGUUUUAUCUUUGAUGAUGGAGUUCACCCCAGGACCAAAAAAAGCCUCUCUAAAAUCGCUGAAUUUGAAGAAGAGGAGGAAGGGUCUAUAUCUCUAAAAGAUACUCCCUCUCAUGCUCUUCUGAGAGUAUACCUUGAGAAGCAACGGGAUGCGGCUAAUGAAAAGUUGACAUUGCACUUCUCAACGUGUGAAGAAUUUUUAAACUUGUUUAUAUACUCUGUUUUAAGAGCAGCCAUUCAGCAAAUUACUGGCCAGCCUCUCACAGAAAGCCCAGACUAUAUAGAUUUCGACAAAGUAGAUCAAGUGUCGUUUCCUGAUUAUUUUUAUCCUUUCUUUGGCAAGAAUGUUUUAGCUGAACCAGUUCAAACUGAAAAGGAAAAAAAGUCAGAAGAGAUAUUAGAAAAAACAAGUUCAACGAGUGAGAGCAUUGGACCUGAGAGCAGGGCUGACUGGUGUAUGUCUCACAGAACUUAUGACAUUGGCAAUAGAAAGGAGUUUGAAAGAUUUAAGAAAUUUAUGAAGGGCACAUUAGGGGAAAAGUAUUUGUGGCUAUGGAUGGAUAUUGAAAGGUUGAAAGUUCUAAAGGACCCUGGAAGACAUCAAAGACAUCUUGAGAAGAUGAAAAAAUGCUAUCUAGUGAGCAGUGGAGAUUGCUACCUUUCUGCAGAAAUCUUAUCAAAAUUUAAACUGUUAGAUGGAUCUCACUGGACUGAAGAACAUUUAAAAAAUAUUCAGUCUGAGGUUUUAAAACCUUUACUUCUGUAUUGGGCACCAAGAUUUUGUGUUACUCAUUCACCCUCAACAAAACAUGCUACAGCUGAACUGAAAUUCUGGCACCUCCGUCAAGAGAAACCAAGGAAAGAUAUUGAUCCUUUUCCACAAAUGGCAACCCUCUUGCCAUUAAGACCUAAAUCUUGCAUUCCACAUAUAACUGAGGUCCAGAAAGAGGACUUCAGUUUAUUACAACUUCCUAAAUCUGCCAAGAAAUUACCUAGAGUAAAAACAGCAACUCAGAAGCCUUUGAAGAAUGAAUCUUUGUAUCUAGUUUCUUCAAAGGAUGAUGGGAUUGAGAAAGGGUCAAUGCACAUAUCAGAAAGCAGCAAAGUUAUUCGUUUAACAUCUUUUACUGACAUUUCUGAAUGUCUGAAGCCCCAGCUGGAUACAAGAUUUGCUUAUACAGAAGAACCUAAGGUUAAAACCAUAGCAAAUAUUGAUGCCCUAGGAGGAUACGACAUGGAAAAUUUGUUGCAAUCUUUGUAUGUAGAAAACAGAGCUGGAUUUUUCUUUACUAAAUUCUGCGAGGAUUCAGGAAACAAGUUGUGGAAGAACUGUGUGUACUUUUGGUUUGACCUACAAGCUUAUCAUCAGCUUUUCUACCAAGAAACACUUCAGCCUUUUAAAGUAUGCAAGCAAGCACAAUAUAUUUUUGCCACAUAUGUUGCUCCAUCGGCCACUCUUGACAUUGGACUGCAGCAGGAAAAGAAGAGAGACAUUUACAAGAAAAUACAACCACCAUUUGAAGACCUCUUUGACACAGCAGAAGAGUACAUCCUCCUCCUCCUUCUGGAGCCCUGGACCAAGAUGAUGAGGUCAGACCAAGCUACUUACAGAGAGGUGGAACUGGUGGAAGAAACUCGGCAGCUAGACUCUUCAUGCUUCCGAAAGCUACGGGCUUUGCAUAAAGAGACCCUUCACAAGAAAGACGAGGGCACCACUGGUGAAACUGGAACUAGUGUUUUAUCACUCUCUAAUGUCUAUAAAGAAACAGAAUAUUGGAAUAAUGUUCCUGAAGAAUACAAGCAUUUUCGUUUUAAUGAUCUGCUGAACAACAAACUGGAGUUUGAACAUUUUCGUCAGUUUCUUGAGGCUCAUUCUUCAAGCAUGGAUCUUAUGUGCUGGAUAGACAUUGAGCAGUUCCGAAGAAUAACUUACAGUGAUCUAAAUCAAAGGGAGGCAAAAUCUGUAUACAUUAAAAAGAAAUACCUUAAUAAAAAGUAUUUCUUUGGACCUAACAGCCCAGCUACUCCAUAUCAGCAAAACCAGAUAAUGCAUUUAAGUGGUGGCUGGGGGAAGAUUCUUCAUGAGCAGCUUGAUGCAUCUAUUCUAAUUGAAAUUCAGAAGCAUGUCCUAAACAGGCUAGAAAAUGUGUGGUUGCCAUUGUUCCUUGCAAGUGAGCAGUUUGCAGCCCGUCAAAAGAUUAAGGUACAGAUGAAAGACAUAGCAGAUGAGCUUUUACUACAGAAGCAUGAAAGGAAAAUCGGGAUCUGGAAGCCAGUGGAGAGUAAAUGGAUUUCUUCAUGGAGUGAUAUUAUUGCUUUUCGUAAAGCAUUGUUGAAUCCAGUUACUGCAAGACAGUUCCAACGUUUUGUGGCUCUAAAAGGAGAUUUACUAGAAAACGGGGUGCUCUUUUGGCAAGAAGUACAAAAAUAUAAGGACUUGUGCCAUUCCCAUUGUGAUGGGUCUGUCAUCCAGAAAAAGAUCACAACUAUCAUCAACUGCUUCAUUAAUUCUUACAUUCCACCAGCUUUGCAAAUUGACAUUCCAGUAGAGCAAGCCCAGAAGAUUAUUGAACACAGGAAGGAGUUAGGACCAUAUAUAUUUAGAGAGGCACAGAUGACAAUUUUUGGGGUUCUGUUUAAAUUUUGGCCACAAUUCUGUGAGUUUAGGAAGAAUUUAACUGAUGAAAAAAUUAUGAGUGUGUUAGAGAGAAGACAAGAAUAUAGUAAGAAAAUAAAAUCCUCAAGCACAGAUGACGAAAAAUUGGGAAAGUUUGGAAUCAAACAAUAUGGAAGUACUACAGGGUCUGCUACCAAAAGCGCCUUAGUCACUGAACCCCUCCAAGGCCUGCAAGCAUAUGGCCGGCAGCCAACCUGGUGCUACUCAAAGUAUAUAGAAGCCUUAGAACAGGAAAGAGUUCUUCUUAAAAUCCAAGAGGAACUGGAAAGAAAGAUGCUUGCAGGUACAUCAUCACUAAGUAAUUUAUUUAGGCCUUCUGGUUCAGUCUUGUCUUUGAAGAAGACUUGGUCUACCGUCAGCCUCCUGAAGGGACAGCAUUGAUUGUCAGUGUUUGCAUCCUGUUGCUGAUAGGUGCAAGGAAUUUUUUAUGUCAAAGUUAACUGACAUGAGAAGCUCAAGUGACUUAUUGUCUUGAUGGUCUGCCAUAGAGCAAGUCUAAUAUCCACAUAAAAUUUAGCUUGUUUUGCUUUUAUACUUGUAAAAUUACAGUUAUUCUGUACACAUGACAUACAAGAAUGUAAAAUUCUCAGAAACACUACAACAAAAUUACUACUAUCUAGCUUAAAAGAAUCGAAAUGUUUUGCUUAUCAUAAUCCUUAAAAGUAUGUAAUGUUUUUCUCCUCAGUUAAUAUUUUAACAAAUAUUCCUUGAUUCCUUUACUAUAUUUAAUUAGCAGAUACAUUCGGCAAGCCAUCAGGGAACAUGAAUAUUCCAGCAAUAAAUUGGCCCAAAAUAUAAACAAAAGAGUCUUCCCUCUUUCCUUUAUAAAGAAGCUAUCAUUAAAGCAGUGGUUCUCACACUUUAAUGUGCCUAAGAUUGACAUGUGACCCUGACUAGCAAUUCAGGUUCCUGGGGCCACUUCCUGAGAAUCUGCUUCAGUAGUGCUUGGGCAGGACUCAGAAAUCUCAGUUUUUACCAGACGUCCCUGGUGAUUCUGAUGCAGUAUUCCACAGAGGACUCUUUGAGAUAAACUGAUAGGGCAGCAAGAAAAGUACUUCAAAGGGUAAAAGCCCUCUUAUUAACUGAAGCUGCAUUUUUUACUCAGAGGAUCCAGACAUACCCCUUCCUUUACUUGUUUCUAGAGGGAAGGGAAAGUGGGUAAAGAAAUGACCUGGGAGGGUGGUUUAUGGACCUUGUGACUCAGUUGCUCCAAGGACUGCGACUAGAUGACCAGAUUGUGAACAAUGGACUUCCAGUUCUACACAAUCUUGGAAGAUAUUUUCAAAGUUGUAAGUGCCAUUCCAAAUUCUCCAAGGAGUUAAAUAUUUUAAGUGGGGAAAGUAUCAGUAGAUAUACUUUAAAGAUCAUCUUUCCUCUAAAGCAGGGGGUUUAGGAACUCUGUAGUUUCCUAUGCUCCCACAGCACCCCUAAACCCUAGAAAGCCUGUUUUGAGACUAUUUUCCAUUUGUUAACCUUCUUAAUUCGUCUCUUCUUUUCUCAGUUCUUCUUUUCUCAAUUUCUCUCUCUCUACUUCUCCCACCCCUGUUUUUCCUCUCCCACUCUUAUCCUACCUUCUCUGUUUUUUUUUGUUUUUGUUUUUGUUUAUGUUUUUUGGUACUGGGAAUUGAACCCAGGGGCACCUAACCAGCCACAUCCCCAAUCCUUUUUAAAAAAUAUUUUAUUUAGAGACACAUUAUCUCUAAAUUGUUGACGCUGGCUUUGAAGUUGAGAUCCUCCUGCCUCAGCCUCCUGAGCUGCUGAGAUUACAGGUGUGUGCUACCACGCCUGGCUAAUAGAGCAUUUUAUGUGGUCCAUUUUUCUCUCUUAGCAUAUCAAUUAGACUUCUUUUAAAAAUUUUCUCACUGGUUGUCCCAAAGUGUGCAAUACACAUUACAACUAAUAAUAGUCCUCUUUCAAAGAAGGUUAUAAGCACCAGGCAUGGUGGUACAUGCCUGUAAUUCCAGCAACUCAGGAGGCUAAAGCAGAAGGAUCCCAAAUUCAAGUCCAGCCUGGGCAAUUUAGUGAUUCCCUGUCCCAAAAUAAAACAUAGAAAAGGCAAAUUUUAAAAAAGAAAAAUUUGAAAGAAGCCAGGAAGAAAGGGGUAGGGCAAUUUAAUCUACAGAGGAACAAAGAUAAGAAUUACAUUUGACUUCUCUUCAGAAACCAUGCAAGCAAGAGAGUGUGGAGUAAAAUAUUUUAAGUAUUCAAAGAAUGUAGCUUAGUGGUAGAGCACCCCUGGGGUCAGUCUUCAGUAUCAACUCUUAUCCCUCUGCAAAAAAAAACCAAAAACAAACACUAUAGUAUUUCUAGGUAGUACAAGUACCUAUAACAGAGUAUUACCAAUCCUCCUUUAUCACACUUUCCAAUAAACUAUAAUCACUGAAUACGUUUUGCUAUUAUUUUGAGCAAAUUUUUAUCUGUUAGAGCAAUUGGAAAUAAGAAAAAUAAAAUUUAUUAUUUACCUUCAUAUUCCUUCUCUAUUAAUCUUCUUUAUGUAGAUCUGAGUUUCUGACAUGUAGAUUUUUCUUUUCUCUGAAGAAUGACUUUUCAUGUUUUCUUGUAGGAUAUGUCUACUUGAGACAAAUUCCUUCAAUUUUUCUUUGCCUUAGAAAGGCUUCCUUUUUAAAGAUAACUUCAUAGGACAAAGAAUUCUGGAUCAGUGUUUUUUUUUUUUUUUCUUUCAACACUGAAAAUAUUUCACUCCACUCUCUUAUCUGCAUGGUUUCUGAAGAAAAGUCAAAUGUAAUCAUGAUCUUUUCUGCUGUGUGGGUUGAGCUGUCCCACUCCUUUCCUUCUGGCUUCUAUCAAGAUUUUCUCUUUGUCUUUGAUUUUCUUAAGUUUGAAUAUUACAUAAAUAGGUGUAGAUUUGGGGGCAUUUAUCCAGCGUGGUAUUCUUCAAACGUCCUGGAUCUGUUUUGUUGUCUAUCAUUAAUGUUGGGAAAUUUUGCCAUUAUUCUUCUAAUAGUUCUUGUUUGUUUUCUUUUCCUUCUGGUAUUUCCAUGACAAACAUUGACACCUUUUCUUAUUGUGCCACAGUUCUUAAAUAUUCUUUUCUUUUUAAUUCAUCUUUCUCUUGCAUAUCAGUUUUGGAAGCUUCUGUUGAGCACCUAAAGCUCAUGAUUCUUUCCUCAAGUGAAUUCGGUCUAUUGAUGAGUUCAUCAAAGGCAUUCUUCAUUUAUGUCAUAGUGUGUGUUUUUUUAUUUCUAGCAUUUCCAUGAGUUUUUUUCCUUGGACUUCUCUGUGCUACAGUACUCAUCUGUUCUUGCAUAUUGCCAAUUUUUGAAAAAAAAUUAGAACUCUUACCAUAUUAAUCAUGGUCAUUUUAGAUUUCCUACUCUGAGAAUGUCAAUACCUCUGCCAUAGCUGAGUCUGGCUCUGGUGCUUGCUCUCUUCAGACUGCAUUUUGCCUCUUCACAUGCCUUGUCAUUUUCUGUUGAAAGUAAGACAUGAUGUAUUAGGUGAAAGGAACUGGGGUGGAUUAGCCUUUAGUGUGAGGUUCAUGUUCAGCUGGCCAAUGAUAUGAACUUACUGUGUUGUUAGAGCUUGAAAUUUCCUCUUUGCCCUUGUGUCUUGUUUCCUUGUUGUGUUUGGGUUUUCCUAAAGACUAAAUAGUGCCUCAGCCUUGACAUUCUUGAAAUUGGUCCCUGUUAAUGUGGUAGUGGGGGAACAUAUUGUAGUCCCAUGAUUAGAUCUCAGUGUUUCAUGAGCCUGAGUUGGGUAUUUCCCCUUCCCAGUUUGUUUGGGCUUUGAUAAAACCCUCCUCUGUUGGGCUCUUGUCAGAUUGUCUCCCUAGAGGGCAGGCCUUGUAAAGAACAGCACACUCGGGGUAUAUUUCAAAAUGAUGACUCUAGUCGUCUCCUACCAGAAGCCAGAGGAGAUUUUUCUCUGGUCUUCUCAGGAAAACAUGGUAAAACUUCUAGAGAUAAAACUCAAGGAAAUUUGGGGGCUCCCCUAAGUCUGGACCCUUGAGACUUUUUUUUUUUUUUUAACUCUCAAGCUAGUCUGCAGUAAGCCUUGAGCAAUUCAUCAGUUCCAGCCUCACUGUUCCUACUGAGGCUGGUUCUAGCUGCAGGCUUCUGCUCCUGAUGAGCUUUCUGUCUCUCUGGUUUUAGGGGCAGCAGAUUGCCCUAUUACCAAAAUUUUUUGAUGGAUGCAAGGAGAAUUGUUGAUUUUCAGAUUGUUUAGCCCUUUUUCUUGUGAGGAUGGUCGUGAUGACUGACCUCCUUACAUGACAGUCCAAGGCCCUCAAAGUGUCUUCAGAGCAUGAGCUUAUCCUCGUUUUUAUCAUUAGAGGGAAUUUCCUUAUAUUAGUGUGCAGGAAGUAUCAUCAACUGUGGUUCCACAGGCUCUUCUCAAUAUUUUGUCAAUUCUUCUCCUCCUCCCCUCUUUAUUAUUGGAUGGUUACCUAUUUCAGAUCACCAUCACCUUAGAGCUGGGCACUAAUUAGUAUUUCUUUCUCCUGCCUGGCCACCUUCCCCCUAUCCUCAGUGUAAUCUUUCUAAGAUGCAAACAUAAUUCCCCUGUCUGAAUCCUUCAUUGAGAUGAUUGGUAAAACCUCUGUUAUUGGUCAACUAGAAGUCCUUUACUUAGCAUGAUGCAUAUAUAAGGCCCUUUAGGUUCAGGCUUAUCCAUCUCAGCACGAUUAUCAUUUUUGCCAGAUGAUUAUUUGUUGUUGAGGGCUGUCCUGUGCAUUGUGACAGUGUCCCCGGCCUCUACACACUUAUGCUGAUAGCACAGCUCCCCAGUUGUGGUAACUCAAAUUUCUUUAGGUAUUUUGUCAAAUCAGCCUUAUUUGAGAAGCGCUGAUUUAGCCUUCUGAACAUUUUAUUUUUGUUUUUUGAAAUAUCUGAUUAUAAUAAAACUUUAAAAUUCUAGUUUCAGAGCAUAUAUUUUUUAAAGUGUCAUACCUGCUGCCUCCAUAACACCUACCAACAACAGUACUUUGUAAUCACCAAUGACUGAUUUGUUUUAGUGAGUGUCUAUAUUACAUCUACUUGAAUAAUUUCUGCUUUUUAAUGUAAUCACUGAAAGCAUAAUGCCUAAUAGAGAUUCCCAGCCAAUGUUUGUUGAAUUAAUAAAACUUAAAUUCCAUAUUCACGUUUAAUGUAGCAUAUACUGUGUUUUAAGUAAUCUUAAAAGCGCCCUUAAAUCUGAAUUGGGUGUGUACAACUAACUAAAUAAAUUCUUAUUGUGCUCUA